CGCUUUGGAUAUGUUUGAUCACGUGAUUCAAAUGGUUGCGAGCAGAAAGUGUUGAUUAUACUCUUUGUAUGAGAUAUCUUGGUGUUGACAGUCAGCAGUGCACAACCAGCAUGUGUGUGCCAGCCUACAGGAGGUAUGUCUAGCCGGAACACAGGAAGAUGGUGAAGCAGGUGGGCCUAUUGUCAGCGGGCUGCCAGCCCUGGAACCACGAUGUGUGUGACUCCAGCCAUGACCGCUUCGCAUACUGCGCUACGCUGGCUAUAUAUGUCUACCAGCUUGACAGACGAUUCAAUGAAUUCAAAAUGGUGUCCAUCAUGUCAGAACACAAGAAGACCAUCACAGCCUUCAGCUGGAAUCCCCGUGACCCAGACAUCUUUGUCAGCACAAGCGCCGACCACAGGCUCAUCGUCUGGAACGUAGCAGAACAGAAAGUAGUAUCUUUACUUUCCAACACCAAAGAGGCACCUUGUUCUGUAGGCUGGUGUCCGUACGAUACAGACGUCAUCUCCUUCAUCGCAUCCCGAGGCCCCAUGUACUCCUGGAACUACAAGUCAAACAGCGCGGUGACGGUGGUCAAGGAGGCUCAGAGCUUCAACUGUGAUGUGUGUCAGCUCAGAUGGCACCCCAAGAGUCUGGGCAAAGUCGUGUUUGGUCAUGUAGAUGGGAGUAUAUCAGUUUGUAUCAUAGGAUCCAAAGGGAAGAAGCAUGUGUUCAGGCCUGAAAACUUGGGGGAUUCAGAAGAUAUGGACCCUGUCACCUCCCUGGAGUGGGACCCCUUGUCAGCAGAGUACCUGCUGAUGGCUAACCUUCACUAUGGGGUGCGGAUGGUGGACACAGCAUCCCUGGUGGUCAUCAUGAUGUUCCAGCUCCCUAGUGCUGCAGCUCAUAUUCAGACUCUGUCCUGGGUCAAUGGGGCACCUGGCAUGUUCCUUACUGGGGAUUCCCAUCAUGGCACAUUACGGAUAUGGAAUGUCUCCAAAAGUACCCCCAUUGAAAAUGUCCGCUUGAAGAAAAGCGGGUUCCAUUCCCUACAAGUAAUCUACAACCAGUCCACUGAAACAAGAGAAACAGUUUUUUCAUCCCGAGAGAAGAUUAUAUCAUCAACCAGUCAGGCCGUGGCUCCGUCCAAGACCACCCAGUCCAACUUUGCCCUCCCCCCAGCCAGACUGGUCUGUACAUUCAGGGAUGGGGGGAUCGGCUUGUACGACCUGGGCAAGCGGAAGUGGAACUUCUUGAAGGAUCAGGGACAUAUGGAGACCAUUUUUGACUGCAAGUUUAAGCCAGAUAAUCCUGAUAUGUUGGCCACCGCAAGUUUUGACGGAACGAUCAAAGUGUGGGACAUCAAUGCAAUGGAAGCUGUGUUCUCGUCAGUAGGUAAUGAGGGUGUGAUAUAUCAUAUAUCAUGGGCCCCCGGAAACCUGGACUGCAUUGCAGCGUGUACUUCCAAAAACGGGGUGUUUAUAUGGGACAUUCAGAAAAGCAAGAUCAUUAAGAGAUUCAAUGAGCAUGGGAAGAGCAGCGUGUACUCUGUCAGCUGGAGCCAGAAGGACUCCAAGAGGAUCAUGUCCUGUGGCGCUGAUGGAUAUUGCAUCGUGCGGCAGGUGGAUGGACAGGUGGUGCAGAAGUACCGGCACCCCGGGGCCGUGUUUGGGGGAGACUGGAGCCCUAACAACAAAGACAUCCUGGCCACGGGGUGUGAGGACAAGAAUGUGAGAGUGUACUACCUGGCCACCAGCAGCGACCAGCCUCUCCGGGUCUUCACAGGCCACACUGCUAAGGUGUUCCACGUCCGAUGGUCGCCGCUCAGAGAGGGCAUCCUAUGCAGUGGAUCUGAUGAUGGUACGAUACGAGUGUGGGACUACACACAGGAGCAGUGUAUCAACGUUCUAACGGGGCACACAAGCCCUAUCCGAGGUCUGCUGUGGAACACGGAGAUACCGUACAUGUUGAUCUCCGGCAGUUGGGACUACUCUAUACGUAUCUGGGACACCCGAGACGGAGCCUGUAUAGACACAGUGUUGGACCACGGAGCUGACGUGUAUGGUCUGACCUGUCAUCCAAAGAGGCCGUUCUUGCUGGCUUCCUGUUCCAGGGAUUCCACAGUGAGGCUCUGGUCCUUGACCUCCCUCAUUCAGCCAAUAGAAUUACACAUUCUAGCAGGGAAGCCAAUCAGCGAUGUUGUUGGUAUUUCAGACUCUGCCAUGUCCCUGGGCACGUCCCCCAUGUUGGCUGGGAAGGAAUCUAAGGACCUGAAGCAGCACAUAGAAAACAUGCCAGGGAAGGCUCUGGCCAAUCAGAUCAAGUUCUUCUCCAAAUUUUUUGCUCAACCGACCGGUACCAACAACCUGUGGGAGUUGGUGUCCGUGGUGAUGGGGGCAGACAGCUCACUGCUGUCUCCGGAGUACAAGACAGGCAUCUUGCAUAGCAAACAUGUCACCAUGUAUAGAGCAUCUGAAGCCCAGGAGCUGGAGAUGGUGAAGAUGUCCCGGCACGGCAGCGGUAUCGGGGCCCCCAGCAAGGAGGAGUCGCUGCGGGAGGCAGCGGCCACCCACAUCAAGCUGGGCAACAUACAGCGCUACUGUGAAGUCAUGGUGGAGGUGGGCGAGUGGCACAAGGCUCUCAUUGUGGCUCCCGGUGUCUCCAUGAAGUACUGGAAAUCUCUGGCAGAAAGAUAUGCACGGUCCCUGAUGAUUGAAGAAAAGGAUGACGCAAUCCCAUUGCUGGUAUCCACAUGUAACAGUGAAGGCCUUGUAGACUACCUGUCUUCUAGAGGUCAGAUGACUGAUGCAUUGCUGACUGCCCAGGCGGCGUGCGAGGGUUCCUACCCACAGUGUGUCGGGACGUCAGCGGCGCAAGGCUCAGCUGUCAAUGGCUGUGACUCCCCCUCUGAGGAGCAGCUCAGUCUGGUCCAGCGUGCUACCACCCAGAUCGCCGAGUGGUACUUUAACAACGGUCUUCCAAUCCUGGCAGCCUGCUGUCAUCUGGCUGUAGACGACUGCCAGAGUGCCAUGUCAAAACUUAUCCAAGGCAACGAACUAGAGCUUGCAGUCGGGGUAGGCACAGUCCUCCGUUCAACACCACAGCACCUCUCCAUAGCAACAGAGCUGCUCUCACGUCGAUGUGAGGCGCUCGGAAAAUGGGAACUUGCUGUGGAACUGUUGAAGACACUUCCAGACAGUGACCUGCUGUUGGCCAAGCUGUGUGCUCGCUGUGCAGCCAGCAUGGAUGAGAUCAACUUCCUCCACAAAGCUGCUGGCUUCCCCUCGAUGGACGGCUGCCUAGGGGAGGCCGAGAAGUUGAGAACCAAGGUGGACAUCUUCAACUGUAUCAAGUACUUUCUCAUGUCCACCACACCAGAAGUUGGACUAGAUGUCGGCCUGGGCCAUGUCAGAAGUUGUAUGGGGAAGCCAGACUGGACAGCCGGUGACCUGUUUGACCUCCUGCAACUGCUGGGAUGUAUGAAGACUGACAAGCUGCAGCAGCAGAAGUGUGAAAAAAAGCGACUUGAACUACUGGUGUACAGUGCUUACAUUGGUGGGCUGGUGGCCAUGAGGAGGGAGUACAGCCCUAUUGUACCAGCUCUCUUCUCCCAUGCUAUCGAUCUGAUGUCGAAGGAAAGGUUGGACCUCCCCUUUACAGAGGCUGACUUGACCUCCACACUGCAGAUAUGGAGAGAUGCUGGGUGUGUCACUGGACAUACUGACCACAGAAAUGAGAGAUCUGAUGAUGCGUACAAGAUGUUGAUGAGACGUGUUGGUACUGAGACGUACGUGAUAGAUCCCGGCCCUGACUGUGUUGCAAGUUCUCAACUCCCGUCUCACUCUGAUGUGCAUGUCUCGUGUCUCACCAGUCAAAGGGUGCAGGGUCUUGCUUUCUUCCUGGAAGACGGGCAGUCAGCACUGUCUGUGAAUGAGGCUCUCAUGUGGGCCAAGGUUAACCCCUUCUCCCCUCUUGGAUCGGGGAUGAGGAUUAACCCUUUCUGAGGGCAUCACCCAGUCAAGAUGUAGUUUGUGUUGAUAGUUAUUUUCAUACAGAACAAAUAUUCUGAACAAUAGUAUGACGUUUUAACUUGCUUUGAAUAUGCAUAUUUGAGAUCUACACAUAUAUGCCAAAUUAUUGUUAACGUGUUAAUGCAUAAUGUGAUUCUGUACAUAUGUUUUUGCUUAUGCAUGUGUUGCUUUUGACUGCCAAUAUGGAACAUCACUUGAAAAAUGAUAAAAUGAAAAUAAACUCAACUUGACUAAGAAAAGUUCUGCCAGAUACUUCGGAGAUAAACAUUAUGUGUUAUAGAGCACUUGGGGCAUUGAAAUUUGAAUUGGAACCAAAAGGGUUAAUCUGUAAUGCUAUGACACCAUCUUGCAAUGGAUGACGCCAUGUGCUUUUAUGAUGACUGUAUCCACCUGGUGAGCAGAAUGUGAAAAAAAAUCAAUUUUUUUUAAAUGAAUAUUUAAUUAUGUGGUAUGCAAUUCGCCGAGCCAAAGGGUAUGUAUUUUAUACAUUUGACGUUCCUUUGUACAGUGCCAUGAUUGUGUUUUAGGAAAAUGUGUUAGUCCUAUGAUUUACAUGUCCGUCCUAUGAUUUACAUGUCCGUCCUAUGAUUUACAUGUCCGUCCUAUGAUGUACAUGUCCGUCCAAACAUUUUUGUUUGAAAAUAUUAUCAUGAUGUUGCUAGUUGUUAUGUUUAUUGACAACAGAUCUGAAUGUUUAUUUUCAUCACUACAAAUACAUAAUAAUGGCAUGUUGUCAGUGUCAUCCAUGAUAAACGUUGUCUACAAAAUCUCUUUUUGAGGUGAAUAAUUUGGGCGAUGUGAAUAAGCUGUCAUUUAAUUUUAAUGUAAGUAUGUUGAAAUAUGGUGUGGAGUGUGAUAAAAGAAAUAUAGCACAUGUAUGUGUUUUGAAAACAGAGAUAAUUUCAGUCUGCGACUUAAGCCGCUAGCCUGACACCAGAGUAUUGUAAAAUUCUGUUUGGCUUGUAAGAUUAGCCAAUAAAACGCUGUAUCAUAACAGUAACAUGUACAAACAGGGAUAUUAAAUGCCAAGUUAGGAGGCUCAAACGUUUUUGCACAGACUGCACAUUUUGUCAAGUCUUUAAGUUGCAUUUAGAAGUAAAACACACAAGGUAGAGAAUUUAUGGAUGUCAGCUUCUUUAUGAUGAAAUUUCACCUGAUGAAGGAGUAGGUUUUUAUACUCCGAAACAUAGUGUUCCUCAUAAUAAAGAAGGUGACAUCCAUUAAUUUUCUUCCUUAUGCGUAUUUAGUAUCAAUCUUCGGAACCAAUAUACUGGUGAAGAUCCGGGGUAGAACAGGUCUCACCAACCCAUGCUUGCCGUAAAAGGUGACUAUGCUUGUCGUAAGAGGCGACUAACAGGGUCGGUGGUUAGGCUCGCUGACUUGGUUGAAGCAU
Molecule: messenger RNA, 5403 nt
Organism: Haliotis rufescens (red abalone)
Lineage: Eukaryota; Metazoa; Mollusca; Gastropoda; Lepetellida; Haliotidae
Product: WD repeat-containing protein 17-like
Exons: 27
Coding region: 159-3983 (1274 amino acids)
Molecular function (GO): protein binding
Source: RefSeq, a predicted model, not a curated record